Messenger RNA from Moesziomyces aphidis, 915 nucleotides. The record is from the annotation of a GenBank genome assembly. Lineage: Eukaryota; Fungi; Basidiomycota; Ustilaginomycetes; Ustilaginales; Ustilaginaceae.
AUGGACGUGGACGACGAUUGCGACUCUCUGUUCGGGUCUGGUGGCUCUGAUUGCGGGGACGCUGAGGCUGGUCAAUGCGGCACGGCUGACGAGCAGUCGCACGUUGCAAGUCGGCAAGCUCCUCCCAUCCCGGGACUCUUCUUCUUUCCUACGCUGCUUUCGCGCGAGGUGCACGAUCGUAUUCUGGCGCAGGUGUCGGAACGCGGAUACUUUAGCCUCGACGCUGAUGAAUACGAGCGCCUCCCUGGCGGAACGAAAUCGACCGGGCUCAGCAAUGGCAAGGACGGAUACGAUCGAUCGCCGCGGAAUCAGGCGAUGCUGUUCGCAAGGUCGCUGCCAUCCGAGGCUAGUGAUCAAGCGGAUGCGGACAACAAGACUAGCACUGGCUACGACGGCGCAACAGAUGAUCAAGACGCAGACGCACAAGCCUGCUCGGGCCUGCCGAGCUGGGCUGUCGAGCUGAUCCAGCACCUCCGGCAAAUGCUCUUGUCCCUGAGCGACUAUGAGCUGCCACUCGAGACCAAGCAGCUCGUCUUUCCUCCUGGCGGGCUAUUGUCGCGCCAGCUCAUUCUCAACCUGUAUCGGGGCGGCGAAGGACUGGCGUCGCACGUGGAUCUGGUGAAUCGCUUCGCCGACGGCAUCCUGCUGUGCUCGUUUGGGCCGAGCGGGUGUGGCACGGUGAUGGAGUUCACGCACGCGUCUGGGAAAGUGCAUCCGCUGUUCCUGCCUUCGGGGUCGGUGCUGCUACUGUCGCGCGAGGCUCGGUACGAGUGGAAGCAUGGCAUCCCGGCGCGCAGCAUCGACCUUGUGCGUUCGUCCGACGAUCCUGGCCACGUCGAAGCGAUCGCUCGGUCAAUCCGGCUGAGCAUCACGAUUCGCUCGAUGCUUCCGGGCGCCGACAUUGUAGGAGAAUGA